AUGACUCGGAUAGUACCAAGAGAGAAGAGUCAACCACGUUUUUGCGUAUCCAGGAAGCAGCCUGCCGAAGGUCCUAUAGAGCUGCUGAAAAGCCGUGCGAGUAAUACGGGUGAAGGUGUACCGAAUAACUCCAUGAUUGCUGAGCAUAUAAUGGGGGAGCCAUGUGACCACAGGGGAAUGGAUUGGGGAAUACUUAAGCCAAUUGCCUAUGCUUCACAAUCUUUGUCGCCUGCCGAAGAGGAUCGCCCACAAAUCAACAAAGAAGCGUCAGCGACUUUGUUCAGGGUGACACUGCCUUUCUGGGAAAUGCUCGACACAUACAUGGACAAAAGCCCCUUACUGCUAGCCUUGGAGAUAAUAAACCAGCAACUCGACUGA
This is a messenger RNA of Opisthorchis viverrini, 378 nucleotides long. RefSeq lists its product as hypothetical. The coding region runs from base 1 to 378 and encodes 125 amino acids. The transcript is spliced from 2 exons. Lineage: Eukaryota; Metazoa; Platyhelminthes; Trematoda; Opisthorchiida; Opisthorchiidae. The record is from RefSeq and is a predicted model, not a curated record.